UUUCUGUUUUUCAUGCCUCUCUCUCUCUACACCGACAAGAUAACCAUCACCGUACUAGUCACACCCAACAACCUACCCUUUCUACAUCCUCUUCCCUCCAAACACCCUUCAAUCCAAACCCUCGUCUUCCCUUUUCCCCAUCACCCAUCUCUUCGGUCCAAACCAUGACAAUACUCCCAUCAUACGCGCCCUUUUUGCACUUUUCAAUCCCAUCACCCAGUGGUUCAACACUCACCCUUCCCCACCUGUAGCCAUCCUCUCUGAUUUCUUCCUCGGUUGGACCCAAUACCUCGCUCAUUGCCUGGGUGUACCCCGGAUUGCCUUCUAUUCCUCCGACGCAUUUUUAACCUCCAAUCUCGACGUUCUCUGUCCGAAACUCGAAAUUCUACAUCCCUUCCCAUCUCCCAUCUCCUUCCCCAGCCUCCCACAUUCCCCUUCCUUUCCUUACAACCGCUUUCCCUCUAUAAUCCGUCUCUAUAGGGAAUCAGAUCCCGAUUGGUAGAUCGUCAAGGGUGGCAUGAUCGCAAAUUCCCCGAGCUGGGAGAGGUUUGAUUAUAAGGGUAUGGGCCCCACAAGUCCCAAUCUUGAACCAUGGAGCCGUGGGCAGGUUCCUGACUCACUACGGAUGGAACUCGAUGAUGGAAGGGAUUACGGUAGGAGUGCUAUUGCUAACCUGACCGAAAGAAGCUGACCAGUUCAUAAAUGCUGAGUUUCUAACAAUUGAGAGGUUUAAGUUGCAAAUCCUUUUCUUGUCUUCCUUUUUCUCAUGACAGGAUUGCAAAACCAGCAGCUUAGCUCAGCGAUGGAGAGAGAAGACCAAGGGGAGUCUGAAGACUAGAUAGUUUGGACAGAACAGGCAGAAUAGAGCAAAGCGGAAAGAAGAAAAGGGAAGGGAAAGAAGAGAGAUCGGGGAUGGGAGGAGAGAGGAGGAGAUAGAGAGAAAUGUGAAAGAAUAGAAGGGAUUACCGCCAUUGCUGUUUUUAAUAUGGAGAUUAAAAAAUAUUACAACGGCGGAUGUCAACGGAAAGCUAACGAAUACCAGAUUCAGGUUGUCUCAUGGGCCAUAUUACAAAGAUUCUUUGUCGCAAAACAAAAUACAGGGGUCUUUGUCACAUACCCCAUAGUACGGGGGGUUUCUUUUUGAAAAAAGGCUCAAUAAAUUUCCGAGGGAAAGAACAAAGGAGCGUAACUUGCACUCGCCCCAUAAACGAACGUAGCGCGCAAAAACCGCACGCCCGCCAUCAAUAUAAAACCAAGGACAAAUCAAAGCUGUCUUCAUUUCAUUACGUCCAAUCUUACGACAGAAGAAGAUGCCGGAAAAUCAACCAGACGACGACGACGAGGGUUUCGGAGACUUCAAGUUUGUCUCCUCGUAUAAUCAACCUAUCAGUUUGGACCAAAGCAAAACAGCACAUGAAGACGAAUGGGGAGACUUUGUGGCCACUUUCUCUCAGAAGCAGAAUUCCUUGGGAAACUCUCCUGGGUUUCAACCAUAUAAUUAUAAUGGCUUCAAUGGCUUUGCUCACAGUCAAUACCCUGCUGUUCACCCUGAGGGCGGGAGAAGUUUUUAUCCUACCGGUUUUUUCUCGGAUUAUUCGACGAAGGUCCCUGAAUCGGAGUCAAACCAUGUUGAAAACGACAAGUCCCUGAAUCGGUGCCAAACCAUGCCGAACAGGUUUGUGGACACUUCUUCUCAGAAGCAGAAUUCCUUAGGAGGGUUUCAGCCAUGUAAUUAUACUGGCUUCAAUGGCUUCGUUCACAGCCAAUACCCCGAUAUUCACCCUGAGGGCGGGAGAAGUUUUUAUCCUACCGAUUUUUUCUCGGAUUAUUCGACAGAAGUCCCUCAAUCGGAGCCAAACCAUGUUGGAAACGACAAGUCCCUGAACCGGAGCCAAACCAUGUCGAACAGUUUUAUGUAUACUUUCUCUCAGACGCAGAAUUCCUUGGGAAACUCUCUUGGGUUUCAGCCAUAUAAUUAUAAUGGCUUCAAUGGCUUCGUUCACGGUCAAUACCCCGCUAUUUAUCCUGAGAGCGGGAAAAGUUUUGAUCCUAUCGGUUUUUUCUCGGAUUAUUCGACAAAAGUCCCUGAACCGGAGCCAAACCAUGUUGAAAACGGGAAGCAUUCGGCUCCUCCGGUUGCAGAGAAACGGUGGGAGAAGCCUCGGGGACCUUUGCCUCUUUCACUUUUUGGAGAUGAAGAUGAAGAGUCUGAUUCGGUUGAUCCUCCCUUAAAUGAUACUAUGGACAUGUUUUCUCCUAAACCGGCGACCCCUGUGAAGAAUGAACAGAAUGUAGGAUCAAAUGGUGCUUUUACUGACCUUAUUGAGAACUUGUAUAGUCAGGCUGAACAGAGCAAGACUGAACAUGGCUCGAGUUCCAAUUUGGUUGAUGAAAAAGGAGACUUUGACAACGAGGAAUGGGAAUUCCAGGAAGCCUCACCUGUAAAAAAGGUUGGAGAUAGAAGUUCCGCAGAGAAGAUAGAAGGGGCGUCUGAUAUGGUGGAGGUUCAAUUGGAAACGGCAAAGAUCAAUUCUCAAAUUCAGGCUGACGGAACAAGAUUGCAAAAUUUGGAGGGAGCUAUACAUAUGUCUGAUUUUAGCAGUGGAAGACAAGAAGUAGGUGAUUUUUCUGUCUCCGUAGAUGGGGUUUCCCACAAGCCAGCUGAUUUUGACAAUGGACUUCUGCUUGGGGAUAGUACUUUUACUAAGAAUGGUUCUAUUUCGGGAUCAUACACUCAAUCUGAUCAGAUUUCAACUGAAAAUGAAUCGAAUUCCCAUUUUGUCAAUGGGAAUGCUGAUUUUGAUGAUAAUUUCGGGGAUUUCAAAGAUGCGUUUUCAGAAAUGGGAGCCAUAAAUUGCUCUUCUGAGCAUAAGGAGAAACAAGGGAGUGCUGGUUCUGGCGCUGAAAUAGAACUCAUACUUGACAGUGAAAUCCAGGAUCUGUCUUCAUCAAAACCGACCGUCUAUGUAAGAAACAGCACAAAGAAUGAUGGUUCCAGUCCAAAUGUUUCUUUCAAUGAUUUCAUAAUGUCUUUAUACCGUCAGGCUGAGCAUGCUCCAACUGUUGAUGCUACUCAGAAAACGAUGGUAAAUGGAUCUGAUUCAGCCCAGACAGGCAUGGAUUCACAGUUAAUGAGUGGGAAAGUCACCGACAUGUCUUCACAAUUGGUGAAUGGAGAAGAUAAUUCUGAUGAAAGUUCCUGGGAAUUUAAGGAUGCCUAUACAGAAACCAGAGCUGAAGAUCAAAGUUGUGUAUCCUGUCUCAUAGAUACAAAUACAAAAUUUACUAAAGAAUCAAAACUGAAGAAUUUUGUGGAUAUUUACACUAGAUUGAAGGAGCAAUCACACUAUAUUGCACUUCACCAUCUUGAUGGUCUGAAGAAUGCUCAGAAGGUUGCUGCUCUUUCUGGUGAAGAUGCAAAAGCAGUAGCACUCCAUGAGGAAAUCCAGGUGGCUUGUAGGAAAUUGCAUAUGGAAAAUGUGGUUUCUGAGAAAUCAUUCACAGAGGAGCAUGCGACAAUAAAUAUUUCAGUUGAUGAAUUUAUGCAAGAACCAGACUUCCAAAUACUCGAAGGAGAAUAUCACUUGUUAAGAAGAAUAUCACUUGCAGAAAAGGAUUUAAGCUCUGCAAUUGAGCUCUCCGAACAUGCUAUUUUGAUUAUAAAUAUUCUGGCCAUGGGAUCUGUGGAAGAGAAAUCCAGUUAUGUCGCUUCAUUAUCUCAAAUGAUCUUGGUUUGUGUUGAAGAGUUGAAACACGGUGGCCUGAUCUGGAAGCAGUCAGUGCAGAAGAAUUUACAUAAGAAAAUACUAUCUGAACCACGAGGCCAGAGAUAUAUUCUUGCCCUUGGAGAAAUUUACAGAGUGGUUGAAAUUCUAAGAGCAUCAGGAAAGCUUUACAAGCCUUGGAUACUUUCUAUUCUUGCGGACCCAUCUGAUAUCUUUGCUCUUUUAGAGGAGUGUGUUGCUGUAUGGUCAAAUUCAGGUCUGGAAGAAGCUCUCAAGUCUCUAUCCAAUGGACUUGGUUUUGGAUGUGACGAAACUACCAAGGCAUUGCUAGAAUCAAUCAAGUCCAUUCAUGACCUUGAUGAAGUGGUCCUGCAAAACCAUCUCCUUGCUAAGAAAGAACCAGUUUGUCAGCUGUCAGGAUUAUCUCUUGUGGCGGUGCCUGGCAUGAAAUUUGUGGUGUGGAAUGGAGAAAACUACUUUCUGACACUAGCAAACUUAUGGGUGAAUAGGAUAUCUCUUGAUCUUCCAAAAUUACCUAACAUACAUGUCAGUAAAUGAGGAAGUUGGUGAAGAAGUUAAUAUGGACAUAUUCAGGAAAUUUUGUGACCAAUUUGCAAUUCAAUCAGUGUGGUCACCUUCAACAAGGGGGGUUCACUACAAAAGCUGAUUGGAAGGAAACGCAUUAAGCAGCUUGGGCUUUCGAGGAACUAAAGAGCCUCUACUAAAAUGGAAUGUACCUAAAGGUGCAGUUUGGAUUCCGGAGGUUGAUAGUGGGUGCUCAGCCUUGUAAUUUGAUCUGUCUAGGUACCCAGUACAUUUUCUUUUUCAAUCCCUCUGUUAAAAAUUGUAUCAUAGGCUUUGGAUGUAUUACUAUUAUAUUGUCCUGUUGCAUCACUUUUGUAUAAAAUGACAGUGCUGGUUGCAUUCGGGCACCCACAUAAACAGAUAUAGCCAUGUACAACUAUGAUUCCCCAACAAAAAAAAAAAAA
This is a messenger RNA of Nelumbo nucifera (sacred lotus), 4714 nucleotides long. RefSeq lists its product as uncharacterized. NCBI's taxonomy places the organism in Eukaryota, Viridiplantae, Streptophyta, Magnoliopsida, Proteales, Nelumbonaceae. The record is from RefSeq and is a predicted model, not a curated record.